AGCCAGGCAGCUGGCACAGCUGGACUUUGAGCCGCUUAUCGGGUGCUGGAGGUGCCGGGAGGGGAGCGGAGGUGCCGGAGGGGUGUGGAGAUGUCGCCUGCAAGGGUGUGAAGGGCUACACCCAGCUGUGUCACCCCUCUGCCAGGGGCACCGUGUGGGUGCAGCCCCUAAACCCCUCAGGGUGACCCAGUGGGUGCUGCCCCGCUGGCUGCCAAGCCCUGCUACCUGUCACGGUGUCGGGGUGCCCUCCGGUAUUCCAGGGGUGCAUGAAAGGCCCUUUUGUCCCUCCUGCCGCGGGCAGGGCUGCGGCUCGCUGCCAGGGCGGUGGCACACGGUGGCACACGGUGGCUUCCUGCCCGGCCCGGCCCCGCCGUCCCCGCCCUUUGCCCAGCCCCGCGUUAAUGAUCCACCAGCCCCGGCAGCCAGCGGCGUGGCGGCAGCGGCAGCAGAGCCGGGGGUCCUUGGCACGGGCGGCUCGGGGGGGCUGGCGGCUCCUGCCCAGCCCCGGAUAAGAGCGGCUGCGGGCAGUGCCCAGCGGGCAGAGCGGCCGCACCAUGGCCACGCUGAACCUGCGCGCCCUCACCUCCUGGGUGGGCAUCGCCCGCCUCCUCGCCGUGGUGCUGUCCUGCCUCUCCUUCAGCCUGGUGGCCUCCACCAGGGACUUCGGGAAUCCCUACGGGACGUGGUGCAUGUUCUCCUGGUGCUUCUGCUUCGCCGUGACGCUGCUGGUGCUGCUGCUGGAGCUGCUGGAGCUCUACCCGCUGCUGCCGCUCUCCUGGGAUGACUUCACCUCGGCUUUCUCCAUGCUGGCCGCUCUGAUGGUCUUCACCUCCUCGGUGGUGUUCCCUGCCACGUUAAUCAAGAGCCCCUGCAACAACAGCAAGUGUGCCCGGCAGGCCGUGGCCACCACCUCCUCCUGCCUCUGCUUCGUCGCCUACGCCCUCGAGGUGUCGCUGACCCGCGCCAAGCCCGGCGACAUCAGCAGCUUCCUCUCCACCGUGCCCGGGCUCCUCAAGGUCUUUGAAGCCUACGUGGCUUGCCUGAUCUUCUCCCUGCUGGAGACGAGUGAAUACACUAAGGGAUCUGGCCUGAUGUGGUGCGUGGCUGUCUACUCCCUCUGCUUCAUCUUCACCCUCCUCAUCAUCAUCUUCACCAUCGGCCGCUGCCUCAGCUACAUCCCCUGCCAGCUGGAGAAGGUGCUGGUGGGCUACAACGCGCUGGCCCUGCUGAUGUACCUCACUGCCAUGGUCGUGUGGCCCCUCUACAGCUUGGGGGGCCGGGGCCGCCCCGAUCCCUGCUACUCGGACUGCUGGUGGAACAAGAACCUGGGGAUCACCUUCCUCACCAUCUUCAACCUCAUCGCCUACUUGGUGGACCUGGUCUACUCCACCAGGAUGGUUUUCUUCAGGGCGCCUCCCUAAGGGCUCGGGGCGGGGCUGGGGGCGGUGGGACGCGGCUGGUGCCGGCGGAGCUGAGGAAGGGGCCGGGUGCCUCGGAGAGCUCCUUGUGCCCAGGCAGAGAGCCAGGGGUGAGCCGGGGGUGAGCCGGGGGUGCGCUCAGCCCGGGGCCCCAGGGGCUGCACAGACAGGGGGGCUGGAGGGGCCACCAGGGGCUCCCGGAACCACGGAGCUUGAGGGGGCUUUGGGAUUAAAUUGGGUCAUUUUUCA
Molecule: messenger RNA, 1667 nt
Organism: Zonotrichia leucophrys gambelii
Lineage: Eukaryota; Metazoa; Chordata; Aves; Passeriformes; Passerellidae
Product: myeloid-associated differentiation marker homolog
Exons: 1
Coding region: 555-1421 (288 amino acids)
Cellular component (GO): membrane
Source: RefSeq, a predicted model, not a curated record